This is a messenger RNA of Trichobilharzia szidati, 1980 nucleotides long. Lineage: Eukaryota; Metazoa; Platyhelminthes; Trematoda; Strigeidida; Schistosomatidae. The record is from the annotation of a GenBank genome assembly.
AUGUAUGAACUUGUAUUACACAAUGACAACUUCAAAAUUGCUUCUAGAAAGGCAUUUUGCUCUCUUAAGCUGAAUUCAGUUUAUCUUGGUUUGGUUAAAGAGCUACGUAUUAUGUCACCAGAGUUAGCUAAAACUAAAAUUCCAUCGAAUGAUUUGAAUAAUCACAGUGUUCUUCCUCCUAACCCUGAUUUUAACGGCAGUGGUGACUUUCAUCGUAAUGCUAUUGCUGAUGAAUAUUGUGUCAAGUCAUCUACACCUGCGUCUUUAUCAUCAUUUCAUCGAUCGCCUUCCCUAUCACCUACGCCUUCCUCGCAUUCAGCAUCUCCAGCCUUAGAAACAUCUGUACAUACUGCCCCUAGUAGAAAAUCAUCUUCUGGUCAAAUUGUCCGCAGUGGUGAUUUAAGAGAACAACAACAAGAAGAAGAGAAUUUACAACAACAGGCAACAGGCACUUCAAAAUCCUUACAGUCAAAACAUCGCCACAGCCUAAAUUAUAAUCAUCAAAGUCAACUUCAUUCUAAUGAUGUUUCGAAAACUGCAAAAAAGAACUCUUAUACCUCAUCCAUGGCAAAUAAUGAAAAUUAUCGAUCUUCUCCAGACUUGUCAAAUGAUAGAUUUCAUAAACCGGUGUUCUAUGGGUCGACAGGAACAAAUAUUCCAUGUUUUGCAUCAACUGGCCAAGAAUUGCUUGAAAAUAGAAUGGUUGGAAUAAUUGAUUACGCGGCGGCUGCUUCAGUAUCCAACCUGCUUAGUGAAUGGCCAGAUGCUCGAUUAGUCACUCUCUACCGUAGUGGUCGUAAAAGAGUUUCUUCUAUCCAUAGAGAUAAAGUCGACCCAAAUGAUACAUUUCGACGUGGUUUUUCAUCUGGUGGUGUUGGUGUUGGAAGUCUUGGCUUGAAUAUUGUUGGCGGUGAUGGUUCUGAAGCAACUUUCAUUUCUCAUAUACAACCUGAUAAGCCUGCUGGUCAAUCGAAAAGGAUAUUUGUUGGGGAUCGAUUGUUAACUGUAAAUGGCGUCGACGUGACUAGAUUUGGACAUGAGAAAGCGGCUGCAGCUCUACGUGAUGCUCGUGAUCGUGUUGAUCUUCUUUUGGCUUACCGACCUGAAGAAUAUGCUGAAUUUGAGAAACAUUUCUGUCGUCAACUCAAAGCAGUUGGUCAUAAAUUAUCCUAUAAAUGUUUGCAUUCCCUAAGAGCUGAAAAUAGUAAUAAUAAUGAUGAUGAUAAUGAUGGUAUCGAGAAAGAUGGUGGUGUCAGGGCUGAUGAAUCCCCUAGGAAAUCCAACGAUGCAGGUAAAGAUAAAGCAAAACGAAAAACCACUGAUGAACCAAGCGAUAAAACAAAACAAGGUCAGCAACAGCAGCAACAACAACAAAAACGUCAAGUGAAAAAGAAAUCGAAAGCCUCCAAAAAACAAUUAGGAGAAGAAGAAGCGGUGACUAAAGGUCAAACAGAUGAUAUGAUCACCUAUCCAAAUGUAUUAUUGUUACGAUGUCAAGUUGACUAUGAUCCUGCUAAAGAGAAUCAUCAUCAAACUAUACCGAAAAAAGUAUUCAGUCUCAGGUCGGGGGAUUUAGUCUAUGUUAUAAAUACGGUGGACUCUGAAUGGUGGCAGGCGCAAAAAUUUGAUCCAGCGACGAAUGAACCAGUUGGUCCAAUCGGUUUAAUUCCUAGUCGUUUACGAUUGGAACGUAAAGAGCGUACACGGACGCUUCAUGUGAAUUUUAUGGCUAGAAAUAGUCGAUCCGUGGACUCACCAUCUGUUAAAUCGAAUGAUGCUUAUGAAAGGCGAAAAGUAAAAUCAAUAAAACCGUCAACAUCCAGUUAUUCAUUGGUAGAAGGUGUUAGUCAUCUGAAGAAUGCUAAAAUCUUCAAAGAAAGAACAGAAGAUCGUGAUGCUUCUCAUAGUUCAAAGGGUAAAAAGAAAAUAUAUUUUAUUGCCUGUAGAGAAUAUUUUUAUUCAACACAAGUGCUACUGUGA